GAACUUCCGUAAAUACACGCAUCAGGUUGUAUGGAUUCAUCCAGAACAAAACAUCCAGGCUGCUAUUAGAUUAUAUGUGGAGAAUAACAGCUGCGUGAAAAUUAAUAUUAGUCGGGCGCUCGGAGCUUUUAUUAAUCCAGCAGAAGAUGCCCAAGGAAUCUGACAAUUCCCCAAAAGAGGAGCAGAGCAAGACUGACAAGGAUGGGAUAGAAAACACUGUGGAAUCAUCAGGAGAAAUGAUCCGGAAGAGGAUCAGAAGAAAUACUCCCAGUCCUCACAGACUCACCCCUCAAUCCAGCCCACCCAGAUUCGUGUCAGUGGAAGAGCUGUUGGAAACGGCCAAAGGAGUCACUAAUAUGGCACUGGCUCAUGAGAUCGUGAUGAACAGUGCUUUUCAAGUCAAACCUUUUGAGCCAGAAGAGGGAAGUUUGGCAAAAAGGGUGAAAGAAUUGAUGCACAAAGCAUUCUGGGAUUGCCUUGAGUCACAGCUGAAUGAGGACCCACCUCAGUAUGGCCAUGCUAUAACACUUGUGGGUGAAAUUAAAGAGACCCUGUUGUCUUUUCUGUUGCCAGGCCAGAGCCGUCUCAGAGGGCAAAUUGAAGAGGCUCUGGACCUCUCUCUGAUCCAGCAGCAGGCUGAAAACAGAGCUCUGGACAUCAGUAAAAUAGCCCAGUUCAUAAUUGACAUGAUGGGCACUUUCUGCGCACCCUGCCGUGAUGAAGACAUCAGACAGCUGCGGGAAAUCACUGACAUCGUGCCCCUUUUUAAGUCUAUAUUUGCAGUGCUUGACAAAAUGAAGAUCGACAUGGCCAACUUUGCUGUGAGCAGCCUGCGUCCUCACCUUUUACAGCAGUCGGUGGAAUAUGAGCGCAAGAAGUUUCAGGAGUUCCUUGAAAAACAACCUAAUGCUUUGGAUUUGACUAAGAAAUGGCUCCAGGACACGGCAGAUUAUGUAACUGGUGGAGAAAUGGAUGGUGGAGCAACAUGCACAGCAAAUUCUGCCCAGCUUGCCCUUACUGUACAUAAUCAUGCCUUUUUACGCUUGUUAAAAAGGGACCAUGAUGCUGAUCCUUUCCCUGAGACUCUUCUCAUGGAUCAGGGCAGAUUUCAGGAGAUGCAGCAGGAGUUGGAACAGCUGGCACUGGUGGCAUCAGUCCUGCUCAUCGUGUAUAAUGGUGCAGGAGAAGCCAUUUCUGGACUCCCGGGCCUCAUGGAAAGACUGAAGAAAACCAUUAAGAUUCUUUUAGCAGAGAUGCACACACCGUCCUUCAAAGAAGAUGAAACCUUUUCUGUUGUAGCAGAGAAAUUGUGUUUGGAGCUCAGAGGAUGCUUGUCUCAGCAUGGCUUUUCCCCCUUUUCCUCAGACAGAGAGAACACUCUAAAAGGACAAAUUGUAGCAGCAAAAUCUGCAGACAACCCCAUCCGCAAGGUCAUUGACUCCCGAAUCCAGACGUACCUUCUUGGUUUCCUAGAGUUGAGCGCCAACCGGACUGUCCCAGCUCUUCCUGGAGGCCUGACCCCCAUCAGCAAAGAGUUAGAGGAGAUUGCUGUUAAACUGGGACGCUUGAUAACCUUUAACAAGCUAGUUUACUCUCCGUUCUAUCAGAAAAUCCUCCAAGACAUUCUGAAGCAAGAGGGAAGUUUAGAUGGGUAAACGAAAAACCUGUAACACGUUGAGGUAAAGUUGGUUUUAUAAUCGCACAGUUCCUUCAUUGUUUACCAUGGUACUCUAUAUAUUCAGUCUGAAAUCGCUUGUAAGUAUGACUUCAAAACAGCAUUAGCACUAUUUAUUUGACUGCAAACAGUGUUGUACUUUGAUAGUCAUCGGCUGCUAAUAUGAUUUCCCUAUUUAUAACACUUUUCUGAAAUGAUAUUAUUAAGGAGACAGUCCAAAUGUGCGAAUAUAAAACCCACUUUACCUCAAUUCGUAACACUCACCGCUAGUUGUCCUGGCUUUCACAUUCUGUAGCUAUUUACCGAUUAUAGUGUCUAUGAAAUGGCUAAUUAACACAUAUAAACUCAUAUGCUAGCACUAAACUAUAUGUAACGACUAAGAUAUCUGACCUCAUUAAAUGACAUUGUAUAUCAGGGACUAUUUAUGAAUGUAUCGAGGCUUUUUGAAUUGCCUAAAGCUUUAGGCUAAGACUGAUAACUGUUCGAAUAGAGUGCUGAAAUGUAAUUGAGGAGAACAUUAAUGCAUAUAUAAAUAUAAAGGAUUUACUUCCACAUUUUUUGAGCAGUUGCUAGUAUCUUGACCCCCUCCACAGGUUCAUCCAGCUCUUUUAGACGGGUGUGAGGGAAAGAUGUACAGCAUUUGACUGGUGCCUUAGUUUGUGAAGUGCCACCAAUAUUUCUCUUUAUUAUUACGUUUUAACCUGCUGAUUAUUCUUACCAUAUUGUUCCAAUGGUGAUGAGACAUCUGGAGCACAUCUGAAGAACUAACUCUUGGUUUUAGUUUGUUACUGUUUCUAUCACUGAGCAUGUUUUACAGAAGACACUUUCACCUCACAAGCAAAUGUGUUUCCCAGACAAACCCAGCUGCACUUCUUUUGUUCUGCUAUCGUGUUUUAUCAGUGCAGUAUUACCAAUGGUUCUUUUUAAAGGAAUGCUGACUGUCAAUAAAAAUGUGAGGUGUGUAGAAAAAGA
Molecule: messenger RNA, 2647 nt
Organism: Danio rerio (zebrafish)
Lineage: Eukaryota; Metazoa; Chordata; Actinopteri; Cypriniformes; Danionidae
Gene: tcp11l1
Product: t-complex 11, testis-specific-like 1
Source: RefSeq, marked provisional